AUGAACGUUCACAACGACACCGGCCAGACCGAUCAACAGCCGCCCCAAGCAGAUGUCGGCCAGACAGCUCUGCUUGGCCAAGCGUCCGACUUUCAUUCUGCCUCCCAUGCAAUGCAUUCGUCGUCGACGGCGCUUUCACCAGAGGAUUGUCGAAGACAUCACUACCCCGACUCCGACAAUGGCUUAUCGCCAGAAGCAGAAUAUGGGCCAUCAGGCUCCCGGAAGGCCCGUGGCUCGGGAGAAGACACAGUUACGGCGCGUCGACGCGAGGCCAAUCGUCUCGCCGCGCAACGUUUCAGAAGCAGGAAGAAGGGCUAUCAGGAUAGUUUGCAAGAGAAGAUAAGGUCUCUCGAGCAGGCCAACAGAGCCUUACAAGGGCGUAUAGGGGAUCAUGACGGCCCCGUUCACGAAGGCUCGUCAGGCUCCUUGCCAACGUCUGGCCUCAGACCUCACUACGAUCAUUUUGCGUCUUGGCCUGGUACUGUUCCAUCCACCAAUCAUAUGACUUCAAACCCCCUUUCGCCUGUCGCCGGUCCCCUUGCUCCCGAAUGUCACGAUGUCCACCAGGAUCACGAGUUUCGUAUUCGCCACCUUGAGAAGGUCAAUACUGGGCUAGAGGAGGAAUUACGAGAGGUACGUGAAGAGAACAAGGCUCUUCGCGACGAGUUCAGGAGAUGGAGGAUGCAGGAGGAGCGUGUAGAGGAUGACGUUAUACGUCCAGGAUUAGCACGCGAUGCCCCUCCAUUGGAGCAUCAUCGAAGCUGGUCAUCGCGACCGUCUUACCCAUACCCAUCUCCUCACUCGUCGUUGCAGUCGCAGAGCUCGGACCAUUCCUCUGUUACUGGGAGUGACCAGAGCCUGUUUGCUUCUCAACACUCCCAACAUUCUCAACACGGUCAACGGCGGUCAGACGACCGCUACUCUUCCUCUCUUCACCUACCGCCUUUACGCAGGGUUGCUAGUCCUGCUGGCGCGCUCUUGGUCCCGACUCCUCAGAUUCCUCUGAUGAAGCCUCGGUCGCCACCAAGACCCGACGAAUAA
Cryptococcus wingfieldii CBS 7118 is the source of this 1041-nucleotide messenger RNA. RefSeq lists its product as hypothetical. Gene Ontology annotation, molecular function: DNA-binding transcription factor activity. The transcript is spliced from 2 exons. The record is from RefSeq and is a predicted model, not a curated record. NCBI's taxonomy places the organism in Eukaryota, Fungi, Basidiomycota, Tremellomycetes, Tremellales, Cryptococcaceae. The coding region runs from base 1 to 1041 and encodes 346 amino acids. Gene Ontology annotation, biological process: regulation of DNA-templated transcription.